UUCGGUCGCAGACAACGUUUUCUUCCUUUCUAGUCAGUGAAGUGAAGUCCAGGUCGGAAGGGCGGAGAAUAGGCGUUUCCUCACUCGUGACAAGCGCUGUCCCUCGCCUCGCUUUCCUGCUCCGAGGCCCGGGUUGAUCCGUACAGUCCAUGACCGCUCGGCGCUCGGCGUGCAAGGGGCGGGACCGGCUCGGGAUUGGCUGUAGCGGUCCUAACCCCCUUCGCCGCCCGCCAAUACCUGUGGCCCGCAGGCGCCUGCGCAAUGGGACGACCGUGGGGGGCGGGAAGCGCUUCGCGGCAGCGGAGCCCAUGUCGGCCCUGAGGCGCUCGGGCUACGGCCCCAGUGACGGCCCUUCGUACGGCCGCUACUACGGGCCCGGGGGCGGCGAUGUCCCGGUGCACGUACCUCCGCCUUUAUACCAUCCGCUUCGCCCGGAGCCUCCCCAGCCUGCGGUUUCCUGGCGAGGGCGCGGGGGCGCCCCGGCCGAGACCACCUGGCCGGGAGAAGGCGCAGGUGGUGAUGGCUACUACCCCUCUGGAGGCGCCUGGGCAGAACCGAGCAGAGCUGGAGGAGGCCACCAGGAACAGCCACCAUAUCCUGGUUAUAACUCUAACUACUGGAAUUCUGUGCGACCCAGGGCUCCGUACCCAAGCACAUACCCUAUGAGGCCAGAGUUACAAGGCCAGAGUCUGAAUUCUUACGCAAAUGGAGCAUAUGGCCCACCUUACCCUCCUGGCCCUGCAACAGCAAGUGCUGCCUCUUACUCUGGGGCUUACUACGUACCUGGUUAUACUCAAGGCACUUACUCCACGGACAUUCCUAGCACCUACCGUUCACCUGGUAACAGCCCGACUCCAGUGUCGCGUUGGAUGUAUCCCCAGCAGGACUGUCCGACAGAAGCGCCUCCUCUGCGGGGUCAGGUGCCAGGGUAUCCUGCUUCACAAAACCCUGCAAUGACCUUGCCCCAUUAUCCUUACGGAGAUGGCAACCGCACUGUGCCACAGUCAGGAGCAACUGGACGACCACAAGAUGAUGCAUGGGCUUCUAGUGCUUACGGGAUGGGAGCCCGUUAUCCCUGGCCUUCAGCUGCACCCUCAGCCCCCUCUGGGAACCUGUACAUGACAGAAAGUGCUUCACCAUGGCCCGGUAACAGUUCUCCUCAGCCACCUCCUUCACCUCCACCCCAACAGCCUAAGGACUCCUCAUAUUCCUAUAGCCAAUCGGGUCAAGGCAUGAACCGGCACAGCUUUCCUUGCAGCGUCCGUCAGUAUGAAUCGCCGGGAGCAGUGAACAAUGAUGAAUCAGACCUUUUGGAUUCUCAAGUCCAAUAUAGUGCUGAGCCGCAGUUGUAUGGGAAUACCAGCAGUGAGCAUCCAAGCAACCAAGUUCCCAGUAAUAAUCUCCCUGAAGAGUGUUUCUCUUCAGAUGAAGGCACUCCUCCAAGUAUUAAAAAAAUCAUACAUGUGCUGGAGAAGGUCCAGUAUCUUGAGCAAGAAGUAGAGGAGUUUGUGGGGAAAAAGACAGACAAAGCCUACUGGCUUCUGGAAGAAAUGCUGACAAAGGAACUGUUAGAACUGGAUUCUGUUGAAACUGGGGGCCAGGACUCGGUGCGUCAGGCCAGGAAAGAAGCUGUUUGUAAGAUCCAGGCCAUACUGGAAAAGUUAGAAAAAAAGGGAUUAUGAAAUAAUUCAGAAUGCAAUGGAAGCCUGUUAAUGAUUUGGCCAAAGAACUCUUUAAUUUGGUUAGUUCCCAUCUUUUGAAAUGCCUGUUGUGACAAGAAGCAACACAUUCCAACUUUCUUCUGAGCUAAAACUUGAAAGGAAAAAGAACUGGAAAGCCAGCAGAGGAAUGGAAUUGCAGCAGUGACAAGAUUCUUUUCAGUUUUCAGAUGACUGCACAUAAUAGGAAACUGGAAUUAUCAGUAUUGCCAAGUAGACCUACUCUUUAAGAAACCCACUGGUGUCUGGAGGCUGCUGCUUAUCAGGUCGCAGGAGGGAGAUAGACUUUAUGUAACAGGUUGUCAAAAACCGGAUUUGAGACAAGCAGGCUGUUUUGUAAGCAUCUGAACUGUCACAUUUUUGUGCAUUGUGACUGCAUAUACUUCAUGUGUAUAUUAUAGCUUAGACUCUUGGACCUCUGUUCUGUUUUCUUACCAGCAGGUCACAGAUGUAAUACUAUUCUACUUCUUCGUACAUUUUUGUAGUAAUAUGUUUAAUAUAAUCAAAUAUUGGCAGCCAGAUAGAUGAGCAGUUCUGAAUGAAUUCAUAUCCUUUUACCACUUGAAUAUAUUGCAAUGUGUAGUGGGCUCCUAAAGUCAUUUGUCUCCCUUUCUGUGUAGCAUGUUCCGUUCCGUUCUUCCCACUUCUGCUUUUCAUGAUGGGGAAGGUGACUCUGAAAAUUACAUUAACAUAAGAAUGACAAUGUUUGCCACAUUCUUUGCUUUGUUGUAUUUGGAUAAAGAUCUCUGAAAUUGCCUUUUUAAGAAAAAUAUCUUUUGGCUAUUACUGCUUCUAUAAAGAGCCUUAUGAUAAAAAAGUAGAAACUUAAAUGCCACAGUUAGUAUAAGUAGUGACUGCAAAAAAGUAACAAAUAUGAUUAUUUAAUAACACUGGUCUCCAUUCGGUAGAUCUGUGGGACAGAUCUGAGCUCAGUGUGUAGCUGAUAGAAGGAAAAGAAGGAGAUUCAUGCUCAGGGAAUGAGUCAGCCUUAGCUGAAGUGGAAAAUUAAUUAAUACUUUUAAUUUAAAUUUGGUCUUUAUUUUGUAGGAUAAAUUGCAUAGAAUUGCCUGUUUCAUAAGAAAGAUGUUUAUCAUUAAUAACAGUCAAUUUAGAGCCGAGUUUAAGAAAAGGGGCCUUUUUUGGUUAUCUGUGUAUGUUAUACAGAGACAGGUAAAUAAUUUACCCUUUAAGCCUAAAGUGAGAUCUAGCAUACAGUAUCCGCUUUUGCAACAAAGGCAGUUUCUUAGUAAAAUAUCAAGGUGAUGCUUUCUUCUAGACUAGCCGGCCUUUAUGUUAGUGAUACUAAGCAUAUAGCCAUCCUUCUACUCACAAGAAGCAAACCGAUGCCAACAUACGAUGAGAAGAAAUGUAGUAAGAAUAUUGUCUAGGGGCUGGAGGUGUGGCUCUGUUAGUAGAGUGUUUGCCUACCGUACAUGAAGUCCUAGGCUAAUCCCCAGUGUUGUAUAAACAAGUGUACAUACCUGGCUCAGCACUUGGGAGGUGAACACAAGAAGGCGGCAAGUUUAAGGUCAUCCUUGGCUACAUAAUAAAUUCAAGGCUAGCCUGAGCCAAGUAAGAUCCUGUCUCCAAAAACAAACAGGAUAAGUGAUUCAAGAAGUGAUCAUUUUAUUCCAGGAGUCUGUGGUUUUUAAAAGAUUUUAUUUGGCUGGGUUUGGUGGUGUACACUUUAAAUUCAGGCAGAGGAGGCCGGUAGAUCUCCUGAGUUCAAGGCCAGCCUGGUCUACAGUUCCUGAUCAGCCAAGGCUACAGAAUAAGACAGUAUCAAAUCCACCUCAUCUCAUCUAAGCUUUCUAUCUCUACCAAUCUAUCUACCUAUCUUACCAACCAUCUAUCUAAUCAAUCAUCCGUCUAUGGGGUGUGUGUUUUGUAUUUAUGAAUUUCAUUUCUGAGACAGAAUUUCAUGCCAGGUUGGCCUUAAACUUUUGCAUGCAGCCUAAGACAACCUAGAAGUUCUGGUCCUCCCGCCUCGCUUUGUGUUACACAUGUGGUGCUAGGCAAGCACUGUACUGAGGUAUAGCUGUAGCCCUGAUUCUCUUAUAUAGGAUAUAUACAUAAAAGAAUAUAUAAAUGUUUUUAAAAGGUUUUUUAAGCUGGAUUAGUGGCACACACCUGUCACUCCAGCAUUCAGAGGCAGAGGCAGGUAGAUAGAUCUCUGAAUUUGAGACCAUCUUGGUCUUCAUAGUGCUAGACUAGCCAGGAGUGAGAUCUAACUACCCCUCAAACAGUUCUCUAUAAAAGUUUGACAGCUAUACUUAAAAGUUUAAGAGGAGAAACCUUAAAGCUGUGUUGCCACUGAGACAGUGAUAGAUUCAGAAGAAAACAUGUCUGCUUAACUUACGCUGCCCAAGAUGCCAAUUAAUUCAUUUGUGUAUAGGUACAGGUUAUGCACAAAUGUAUAUAUAUGUGUAUAUACCUUAAGUUAUUUUUUGAACUACUAACAUGAUUUUAAGCUUACAGAGGAGUUGUAAAAAUAGCAUUCCUGCGUAUCCUUCGUUCACCUUCUCUUUGUUUGACAUCAUCUCUGAUGAAAACAUUUGUCAAAAUUAAGAGUUAAUAGUGCUAUAAUAGUAGCCGAAGUGGCCAGCUAGCAGUAGAUGCUUUAUCUUUUCAGUAGCAUCCUUUUAACCAUUCAGAGCCUAUUUUGCAUUUGGUUGUCUGUCUCAGUAGCCUCUCGCUCUGUGCCAUUAUACCAUGAGGAUAGCGAGUGUUGUCAUGUGUUUCUGGAGUGGUUCACAUCGAGCACUCUUCUAAAGUGGUGUCUGCUAGGAUCCUCUGCUGUAAGCUUUUCCCCUGCUUCCCUUUGUAAUUACUAAGUAUUUGCUAGAGACACUUUGAGACUAUGCAAACGUCCUGUUUCUGCUUAGUUUGCCUUUGACUAUCUCCUGGCCGAUCUUGCUUGUGGCAUUUACUACUGUGGUGUUUAAAUGGUGAUUUUCUAUUCUCAUUUCUUCUAUAUUUAAUAAUUGAAAUUCUUGAAGGGACUGUGGUUUAUGGAUUUAUAUUUUUAAUUAUAACAAGAUAUUCAGGAUAGGUAUAAACUCAGAACUUAAAGAUAUAAAUUAUGUUAAUUGAUUCCAGUGGCCAGUAUCAAAGAAAAAAAAGCAACAUUUGUGACCUGUCUUUGAAAAUGUAAUCAAUUUAAGGAGGAAACUAGUAUUUAUGAUUUGUAAAUUUUGUUAGACUUUUGACUUGAACUUGAUUUGAAACUGAAACAAUUUUCUUUUGAAAUUCACAUCUAGACUUUUUUAAGGUGUCUAAAUUUAUAUUACUUUGGGGGUCAUUUUUGUCAAAAUCUUGAAUAAAGUUACCUACACCUGGCAUGAUAAA
This is a messenger RNA of Rattus rattus (black rat), 5066 nucleotides long. RefSeq names its product BAG cochaperone 4 (gene Bag4). NCBI's taxonomy places the organism in Eukaryota, Metazoa, Chordata, Mammalia, Rodentia, Muridae. Gene Ontology annotation, biological process: protein stabilization. The coding region runs from base 150 to 1682 and encodes 510 amino acids. The record is from RefSeq and is a predicted model, not a curated record. Gene Ontology annotation, molecular function: protein-folding chaperone binding; adenyl-nucleotide exchange factor activity. Gene Ontology annotation, cellular component: nucleus; cytosol; cytoplasm. The transcript is spliced from 5 exons.